AUGGGUGUUAUCACAUAUACUGAUGAGUACACCUCCUCAAUCCCUCCAUCCAGGUUGUUCAAAGCCGUGGUCAUUGAUGCUCCCAAUCUGAUCCCAAAAAUCUUUCCCCAGGUUGUUAAAAGCAUAGAAAUCAUUCAAGGUGAUGGAGGGAUUGGUAGCAUCAGGCAGAUCAAUUUCGCUGAAGGCAGCCAACUUAACAGUGUUAAAAACAGGAUUGAUGAGCUUAAUGAAGAGAAUCAUUCAUACAAGUACACUUGCAUCGAAGGUGAUGCCUUAGCGGACAAGCUUGAAUCUAUUGCUUAUGAGGUCCAAUUUGAGCCAACACCUGAGGGUGGCAGUAAAAAUAAGAUGACAAGCAAGUACUACACCAAGGCUGAUGUUGUGCUCAGUGAAGAGGAAAUCAAGGCCGGCAAGGAUAACGCCUUGGAGAUUUACAAAAUUGUGGAAGCCUACCUCCUCCAAAACCCUGAUGUCUAUGCUUAG
Molecule: messenger RNA, 483 nt
Organism: Quercus lobata
Lineage: Eukaryota; Viridiplantae; Streptophyta; Magnoliopsida; Fagales; Fagaceae
Product: major allergen Pru ar 1-like
Exons: 2
Coding region: 1-483 (160 amino acids)
Biological process (GO): abscisic acid-activated signaling pathway; defense response
Cellular component (GO): cytoplasm; nucleus
Molecular function (GO): signaling receptor activity; abscisic acid binding; protein phosphatase inhibitor activity
Source: RefSeq, a predicted model, not a curated record